AUUAUCAAUACUAAAUAUUAAAGUGAGGUUAUGAGUAUGAGUCAAUCAUGUAAAAUUUGUUUGUUUGGUUGGUGUCGUUUUGAUUUCUCUUAGGAGUUAGACAAAUAGUUACCGACGCUAUGAACAUCUAACGAACAUGGCGACUCAAGACGACGGCAGUAUUAACCAGACCAAAUAUAAAAUAUACAAAAUUAUUGUUCUUGGACUAGUCAUACACUUUCUACUACUGUUUGCUGUAUUUGACAUCUAUUUCGCCAGCCCUUUAGACCAUGGAAUGCACCCUAUUAAAUCGACUAAGAGUCCCCCUGCUAAAAGAGUAGUUCUCUUCGUGGCCGAUGGGUUAAGAGCUGAAGCAAUUUUCGAAAAUAAUCUUCAUAGGAUACCAUUUUUGAAAACCGUAAUGUUUGAAAAUGGAGCAUGGGGUGUUGCACAUACACGAGUACCGACAGAAUCCAGACCUGGACAUGUUGCAAUGCUUGCGGGUAUUUAUGAAGAUCCCAGUGCUAUUAUGAAGGGCUGGAAAGCCAAUCCAGUGUAUUUUGAUUCUGUUAUCAACCAAAGCAGUAACUCUUGGUGCUGGGGAAGCCCGGAUAUCUUAAAUAUUUUCAAUAAGGACCAUUUGGAACAUAUUCACAUAGACACCUACAGUGCUGAUAUUGAAGAUUUUGGCAGAAAGAAUACUUGGGAUUUAGAUAUAUGGGUAUUUAAUAAAGUAAGAAAAUUUCUACUUGAAGAAGUUAAUCAGUGUGGCAGCAGGGACAAUUGCAGCAAGUUCUUUGCUAAUGGCAAUAUUUUCUUCCUUCAUUUACUUGGUAUAGACACUGCUGGGCAUGGAUACAAGCCAGAGUCUGACGAGUACAAUACAAAUAUCAAGCUGGUUGACAAGAAUAUUAAGAUGAUUUCAAAAAUGUUUUCUGAUGUAUUUAAAGAUAAUGCAACAAGCUUUGUUUUUACUGCAGAUCAUGGAAUGACUAAUUGGGGAUCUCAUGGAGCUGGUUCGGCCCAUGAAACUGAAGCUCCUUUAAUUUUAUGGGGUGCAGGAAUUAAGCCGGACUUUCAAAGGCAUGACAUUAAGCAAGUCGAUAUAGCUCCACUGUUAUCGUCUCUAAUAGGUAUUAACAUUCCGAUCAAUUCUUUAGGACAGGUACCAACAAAGUUUUUAGAUGUGCCUAAAAAUGUUUUGGCUGAAAUGAAAUUAGGAAACACAUUGCAAUUACUGGAAUUGUUUAACAUCAAAAGACUUAGGAUUGAGACAAAUACGUUGGUGUUUUUACCCUAUGGAGGACUCACUAGUGAGGUUUUGGCUGAAAAGGUGCAAUUCUUAAAGGAUCUGCAAAUGAAGAAUAAAUUUGAUUUGCUGAUUACAGAGUGCGAGGCGCUCGUAGACAUUCUUAUAAACGGCCUUGACUACUACCAUAAUUAUUACCAAUACCCACUUUUGAUUGUAAUCUCUCUAGGAUUUAUUGGCUGGAUUUUCUUCUUAGUGGCGUCCGUGUUAGAUGGCAAGGUAAAUAGGGCCGCAAAACCCAACAAAGUCGUUCUUUUAUUAGUAAAUGUGCUUCCAUUGCUUAUAUGUUACCUGCAACGAUUUCCUGUUACAUACUAUAUAUAUUUUUGGUUUCCUUCGGCCUCAUUUACGUUUCUAGUUAGUUUUAAUCAAGUACUAGCAAUCUUAAGACAAUUUAAAAAUAUAUCGAUGGAUGGUAAUGCUUUUAAUAUUUUGAUAUACCUUGUGGGGAUUGAGCUUCUGAUUUAUGGUUUCUUUAAUCGAAAAUCGUUUACUAUUUUAUCAUUAAUAAUUGGGCUUUGGGUCUUACCUUCAAAUUCUUUUGGUAAGUAUUCAAAUGCUCGUGACAAAAUUUUGUGGCUUAUGCUAUGCAUAUUUCUAUCAAUAUUUCCUUUAUUGCCAGUAAUGAAAACCACUUUUAACCUUCCUAUGUACACAUUAGGUUGUGUAACAUGGGUUUUACUCUUUUAUGAAAUGUAUUGUAGGCUAUCAUUUAAGCACCAGUUUAGGCAUAUAAAAAUUAAACACAGUAUUUUUUGGGUUCAAUUUGUCUGUCUAGUUUUGGCUGGUAUUUAUGGAGUAAGUCUAGAAAAAGGUUUAAUAGGCAAUGCCUCCCCUAUAAAGUAUUUUUCAUUGGUUCUGCUAGUCUUACCGAUAUCUCUUAUUCCCUUUUCAAGUCGAAAUAUUGCUGUAAGAUUGAUAUCAACUUUUUUUGGAUUUGCUCCUUUUUACCUUUUAGUAUCGUCAAACUAUGAAGUAUUCUUCUCAUCUAUAUUUGUAGCAGUUCUUUGUAACUGGCUAUUAAUAGAAAGCAAGUCUUUCUCAUCAAGUGAUACUGGUAAUCUGAUUUACUUUGUGAAUUUUGAAAAAUAUGAAAGCAAGGACAGGAUAACCUCUUGUAUGUUUCGAAGAGCAUUUCUCUUUAUGGUUUUUAUAUUUUUAGGGUUUUUUGGAACUGGCAAUAUUGCCAGUUUAAAUUCGUUUGAUCCGAUGUGGGUCAGAGCAUUUUUAACAGUAUUUAGUCCUUUUAAGAUGAUGGGACUUAUUCUUUUAAAAAUCACGGUUCCUUUUUUAUUUACAUGUUGUGUUUUCCGAGCAAUAAACUCAAUAGGCAAAGAAAAUAUCUUACAAAUGUUUUGUAUUAUUUUGAUUUUUUCUGAUAUUAUGGUUUUACAAUUUUUAUACCUUAUUACCAAUGUGGGUUCUUGGUUGGAUAUAGGAUCUAGCUUGUCACACUUUGUUAUAAUGGAAGGGUUUGUGACAAUUUUACUAGUUUUGUAUGGGCUUGCACAUUUUUUAACGACCGCGAGCUAUGUUAAAAUCAAGUGACUGAUUUUAAGUAUUUUGUAUCUUUAUUAUAACAUUGUAAAUAAAAAUUUGUUUAAUUAAAAAGGUUUUCUUAUUGAAAGAUUAUAUAAUAAAAUUGAUUAAGUUUG
Messenger RNA from Anthonomus grandis grandis, 2943 nucleotides. RefSeq names its product GPI ethanolamine phosphate transferase 1 (gene PIG-N). Gene Ontology annotation, molecular function: mannose-ethanolamine phosphotransferase activity. The transcript has 2 exons. The record is from RefSeq and is a predicted model, not a curated record. Gene Ontology annotation, cellular component: endoplasmic reticulum membrane. NCBI's taxonomy places the organism in Eukaryota, Metazoa, Arthropoda, Insecta, Coleoptera, Curculionidae. Gene Ontology annotation, biological process: GPI anchor biosynthetic process. The coding region runs from base 137 to 2836 and encodes 899 amino acids.